Molecule: messenger RNA, 1152 nt
Organism: Theileria equi strain WA
Lineage: Eukaryota; Apicomplexa; Aconoidasida; Piroplasmida; Theileriidae
Product: signal peptide-containing protein
Exons: 1
Coding region: 1-1152 (383 amino acids)
Source: RefSeq, a predicted model, not a curated record
AUGAAUGUACUUCUGAGAGUACCCCUUCUGCUCACUAUCUUCUUGUCUACAAAGAGUGCCCUAGGAGACUAUGGAAAUCUACACUCCGAAACUGAGAAGAUUAGGUCAAUCAUAGAGAUUGAUAACGAUUUCGAGGAUGCGGAAGAUGUCGAAGAGGACCCACAAAGGAUUCCAAUCACCCUUGACAUAGCUAUGGAGACACCAGAUAGAAUCAUGACAUUAGAACAUAGAGAAGAAAGAUAUGAGAACCUUUACGUUGUUGAACCAGGACACGAUGAACAUUACAAAAUUGGCAUUGUAAAGGAUGAUGGUCAAGUGAUUUCUGAGGACAACGACCUAAUUGUGGAGAGAAUAGUCUACUUUUGCAGAGAAAAGGAUGGUACAAAAAUCAUUAAUAUAGUCGAUUAUUAUCUAACAACGGAUGGAGACACUAUUACAGCAACUAGUGAUUUUAUUAAAAGACCUGAUCAUGAUCUAUAUGAACCAUUUGCCAAGAUUCCAGUGGACAUUGACAUUACCAGAGAGAUACCCGAGCAGAUCAAGGAGAAGAGACUUUUAUCACUUACUGAUGGUUCAAGUUAUUCAAUUAGAAAUAGAUACAAAUAUAGUCACAAAAUAGGUGCAGUUUAUGAUGGUGAUGAGCUCCUUUUCGAAGAUGAUGACGAGAAUAUUGCGAGAUAUGUAUAUCUCAUUAACGAUCAAGACUAUGCCAAACUAGUUACCAUAAUUGAUACAAAAAAGGGAAAUGAUGGGUACGAUUUUAAGGAAACUCAUAGAGUAAUUAAAGUAACAGGAGAUCCUAACUACACGCCCUUUGUGAGAAACCCUAUAGAAAUCGAUGUGUUGGCAGACGACUAUCAUGAAGGCGUAGAAACUACCAUAUCAGGACAAGGAGACAUGAUAUUUAAACUAGAAAGUGAUUUUGCACAUUACGCCUACAUUGGCGUUGUGAGAUACGGUAAUUUUAUAGUAAAUGAUGUGGUGAAAAAUGGCAUGUUCUCGAAAACCGUUAUUCUAGACACGAAUGGCGCACAACCAAAGAUUACGAUCAGAUACGAUAUGGAAGAUGGAGAAAUCGUAUUUUCAUACUACAGAGUAGUUCAAGGCGAGCAAGGUGAUGUGAUUUUAUAUGAUGGAGAUGAGACUAUAUGA